AUGCCUGAAAAGAACAAGAGGUCCGAACCACUAACGGCGAGGAAUUCCACAUCGAAGAGCGGAGGUGAGCUGAACUCCAUCUCGACUUCAGGUGGUCCGACACCAUGUUGUGCUGAGAAAGAUUCUGAACAGCCCGAGAAGAUCCGUGCGGUUCCCAUCCACCGGCGUCCGGACCUUCUGGUACCCUGCGCUGACCUGGUCAACUCGGAGUGGCAGAGGAGCCAGGCCGCCCGGGUCCAUUCCCUCCAGAAGUCCUGUCCGGAGUUCCCUGUCUGUCUGGUCCUCCUGCGGGGCCACAGGGACACGGAGCGGCUGCUCGGCCACGCCCGGCUGUCCCGGGUCGUAGGUCACGGCAGCAGCCUGUUCGUCGAGUCGGUGGUCGUGUCCAAGGCGGAACGAGGGAAGGGCUACGGCCGGACUCUGAUGGAGGAGAUUGAGAGCUACGCCAGAGGCCGAGGGUUCAAGCGUAUGUGUCUGACCACCCACGACAAGCAGCACUUCUACGCCCAUCUGGGCUACGUGCUGUCGACGCCUGUACAGAAUGCGGGUGCCAUGACGGCGUUCGUUCCCAUGGAGAUGCUUCUGAAGCUCUCCAGAAUGCCAAGUGAAGAGACACGGACAAAGAUGGACGCACCGCCGGGGAACAGAGACUCAGGACGUGCUCGUGAUACUCUGACUGAAACUCCCUACAGAGACGCCAAAGGAGUUCCCAUCUACUGGAUGCACAAAGACAUUUGA
Messenger RNA from Acanthopagrus latus (yellowfin seabream), 738 nucleotides. Its product is annotated as N-alpha-acetyltransferase 80. Bases 1 to 738 code for a protein of 245 amino acids. The record is from RefSeq and is a predicted model, not a curated record. Gene Ontology annotation, cellular component: cytoplasm. Gene Ontology annotation, molecular function: N-acetyltransferase activity; acetyl-CoA binding. NCBI's taxonomy places the organism in Eukaryota, Metazoa, Chordata, Actinopteri, Spariformes, Sparidae. The transcript is spliced from 3 exons. Gene Ontology annotation, biological process: protein acetylation.